Micromonas pusilla CCMP1545 is the source of this 1887-nucleotide messenger RNA. RefSeq lists its product as uncharacterized. The record is from RefSeq and is a predicted model, not a curated record. Gene Ontology annotation, biological process: peptidyl-lysine monomethylation. NCBI's taxonomy places the organism in Eukaryota, Viridiplantae, Chlorophyta, Mamiellophyceae, Mamiellales, Mamiellaceae. Gene Ontology annotation, molecular function: protein-lysine N-methyltransferase activity. The transcript is spliced from 4 exons. The coding region runs from base 1 to 1887 and encodes 628 amino acids.
AUGGGUGCGUCCCUCAGCGCCCCGUUCGUUCGUUCUCGUCCGGUCUCCGGUGCCGACAUCAUCAUCAUCUCAUCGCGUCUCGUCGCCCCGCUUCCCCAACCCCAACACCCCGCGCAGCUCGAAUCCAACGGCGCGAAGACGAACGGCGUGCGGAUGGUCCAGACGCGAGCCAUGAACUGGGGGCUGACCGCGUCGAGAGACGUCGACGAGGGCGCGCGCCUCGCGCGUCUCCCGAGACGUCUUCAGCUGUCGUACCGCCACGACGACGGCGACGACGAUUUCGACGACGCGUCGGCCUCGACGUCGACGCCGCCGUCGCUGACGCGCCUGAUCGAUCAGGUCCCCGCGGACCUGUGGAGCGCGAAGCUCGGGCUCGCGCUGCUCCGCGAGCGCGCGCUCGGCGCCAAGUCGCGCUUCGCGCCGUACGGGAUCCCGCUGUUUUUCUCGCCCGCCAACGCGGCGGCGUUGCAGUACCCGCCCGUCGCCGCCCAGCUCCGCCGCCGCGCGCGGUUCCUGAUGGACUUCGCGGACGGCCCGCUGAAGCAGGCGUACGCGGAAGAGAAAAAGAAACGCCUUCUUCAGGAAGAAGAUGGAACGUCAAACGUCGCGUACGCGUCGUCGCCGUUCGACGGGUACGCCGUGGAGGCGGACGCGUUGGGCUGGGCGACGGCGUGCGCGUCGUCGCGCGCGUUUCGCGUCCGCGGCCCGGACCACCCCGCGGCGUUCUUACCCCUGAUAGACGUCGCAAACCACGCGUUCGACGCCAGCGCGGUCGUUCGACCGGACCCGGACGACGACGGCGCGGUCGAGCUCGUCGCCGCGAGGCGCGUUUUAUCUCACCCUGGUUCCCAUACGACCGCGUCGGCGUGGCCGUUGCGCGCGGGCGACGCGGUGACGCUGUGUUACGGCGCGUUAAAUAACGACGCGUUUUUGCUCGACUACGGGUUCGUGCCGCGCGGGGGCGUUUUGGGGGAGGGGGAAGAUGGAACGUCAACCGUCGCGAAUUUCAGGGACGACGCGAUCGAUCUCAAUCCGCACGAUAGCGCGGGGCUCAGGUGGGACUUGGGGUUGUUGGAGGCUGCGAGGGAGGUCGCGGGGUUGAGCGCGACGCCGUUCGGGGUCUCGACGGGGGCGACUGUGAGAGGUCGCGGCGGCGGCGCGACGGCGGACGACGGCGCCGGGGAUCCGUUCGCGCCGUGGCAGCGCCGCGCGCUCGCGGAGUUACGACUCGAGCGCGGUCCCGUCGGCGGGGAAGAUGGAACGUCAACCGUCGCGCCGGACCAAGAGAUUCUCGUGCGCGCGGACCCGCGGUCGCCGAUCGACCACAGGAUGCUCGCCGGCGUGCGGGUCCUGUACGCGUCCAAACCCGAGGACCUUCUCGGGCGCGGCGGCGGCCGUGGCGGCCAGGGGGAAGAAGAUGGAACGUCAACCGUCGCGACGAAUACGAAUACGAGUACGAACGCGAACGCGCAGCGCGCGACCCCGCUGACGCAGGAGGAGCUCGGGGAUCUGUGGCGCUCGCCGUUGGAUCGCACGAGGGAGGCGUACGCGCUCAGGCGCGUUCUCCUUCACACUGGUCCCCAUACGACCGCAACGUGCCAAGCCGCGUUGGCGCUGGCGCUUGGAAAUUUCCAGACGACGCUUCGAGAGGACGCCGUCGAGCUCGCGAAGCUUCGCGGCGAACGCGAUCAAAGCGCGGGCGCGGCGCCCGGUCAACUCGGUCAACUCGGCAGCGGCGAAAGGAACGACGCGAUCUGCGCGAUCGAGUUCCGGAUGGGGAAGAAAGAGGUGAUCAAGAGAGGGAUGGAGGCGAUCGACGCGCGGUUGAGGGCGGUGUUGGCGGCGCCCGCCGCGCCCGGAGACUUUUCAGUCGUCCCUCCGAAGUAG